Molecule: messenger RNA, 2484 nt
Organism: Girardinichthys multiradiatus
Lineage: Eukaryota; Metazoa; Chordata; Actinopteri; Cyprinodontiformes; Goodeidae
Product: mucin-2-like
Exons: 1
Coding region: 111-2018 (635 amino acids)
Source: RefSeq, a predicted model, not a curated record
AUCAUCCUACAACAAUCACCAUUCCUCCUACAUCAACCACUGUUAAUCCAACACCCACAUCUGUUUCUCAAACAACAACAGUUGCUUCAACAACCACGGUUACUCCUAAAAUGAUCAUAGUUACUCCAAUAACUACAACUGUUCAUUCAAUAACUACUACAGUUGCCCCCACAACAACAACGAUCAUUCCAAAAACUAGAAGUGUUUCUCCAUCAACUACCUCUGUUGAUCCACCAACUACCACUGUUGAACCAAUAACUACAAGUUCAUCUCCAACAACUACUGCAAAUACUUCAACCACUACGAAUAUUUCCCCACCAACUACAACAACAGCUGCUUCAAAAACAAGUAUUUUUGCUUCUUUAACAACCACAGGUACUCCAACAACUACAACUGUUAGUCCAACAACUACAGCUAUUCCUUCAGCAUCAGCCACAGUUGUUGCAACAACUACAGCUGUUCCUCCAACCACAACCACCGCUGCUCCAAUAACAACUACAACUAAUCCUCCAACAAUUAUAAAUAAUCAUCCUACAACAACCACCAUUCUUCGUACAACAACCACUGUUAAUCCAACACCCACAUCUGUUUCUCAAACAACAACAGUUGCUUCAACAACCACGGUUACUCCUAAAAUGAUCAUAGUUACUCCAAUGACUACAACUGUUCAUUCAAUAACUACCACAGUUGCCCCCACAACAACAGCUAUCAUUCCAACAACUAGAAGUGUUUCUCCAUCAACUACCUAUGUUGAUCCAAUAACUACAAGUUUAUCUUCAACAACUGCAAAUACUUCAACCACUACGAAUAUUUCCCCACCAACUACAACAACAGCUGCUUCAACAACAAGUAUUUUUGCUUCUUUAACAACCACAGGUACUCCAACAACUGCUCCAACGAGUACAGCUGUUACUCUAACGACUAAAGCUAUUCCUCCAACAACCACAGUUGCUCCAACAACAGUUGUUCCUACAAUGAUCAAAUCUAGUCCAGUGACUACAACUGUUCCUUCAGCAACUACCACAGUUGCCUCUACAACAACCUCAGUUAUUCCAACAAUUAGAACGGUUUCUACAUCAACUACCAUUGUUGCUCCAAUAACUACUAGUUUUUCACCAACAAUUGCUGCAAUUACUUCAACCAAUACACAUAUUUCCCCACCAGCUACAACCACUGCUUCUCCUACAAUAACUACUCCAAGAACUACAACUGCUCCUCAAACAACAGCCACAGUUGCUGCCACAACUACAGUUCCUCAAACAAUUACAAUUGGUCCUCUAACAACAUCCACAAAAGCUACUACAACAACCAUAGGUACUUUCAGAACUACAACCAUAGUUGCUUCUACAACACCAACAGCUACUUCAACAUCUUUAACCACUGUGACUCCAACAAUUACAGCUGUUUCUCCAACAACAUCCAUACUUACUUCAGCAACAAUCACAGUUACUGCAUCACCUACAACUGUUUCUUCUACUAGAACCACAGUUCCUACAAUAACUCCAACUGUUCAUCCAACAACUAAAGCUGUUUACCCUACAUCAACCACUGUUACUCCAACAACUACAGCUAUUCCUCCAACAACCACAAUUGCUCCAACAACUAUACCUAUUCCUCUAAAAACCACAAUUGCUUCAACAGCAACACUUGCUCCAAAAACAACCCUUCUUUCUCCACCAACAACUACAGCUAAUCACACAACAUCAAAGGUUACUCAGUCAACUACAACUGUUGCAACAGCAACCACACUUUCGAAAACAACCUCUAAUACAUUAGCCACUGUUGCCCCACAAAUUGUCACCCCAAGAGCAACCACAGUUGUUCCAAUUAAUAAAACUGAUCCUAUGAUAACUAUGGUUUUUCAAAGAACAUCCUGGGCUGCUCCUACAACAGCUUCUACAACAGUAACUGCCCUUACCUAUACCCCAAACUUUUCAAGCGGAGAAAUCCACAAGAUCAGUCUCAUAACCGUGUUCUGCAUUGUGCUUUUGUCAUGGGUACUAUUGAGUCAGCAGUAACAUUUUGAGCUUAUUUCCACAGUAGUCCUUUUAGUAAAUGAUGAUUCUUACUCUUAUAAAUAAUAACUGUAACUGUAUUAUUAACUGAAAGGAACAUAUUCAUAAAAAUUGUUAAUGGCAAAAUCAAGUCUAAAAAUGUUGAUACCCCUGAACGUUUUGAAAAUAUUUAACAAACUGUAGCCCUGGGUUUAAGUCUGUAAUUAAAAACCUUUUAUCAAGCAAGAAAGAGUUAUCAUAAAAGAGGGAAGUCUUGCAAAACUUUGUGUAUAAGUUAUAACAAGUUAUUUUUGUUAUUUUUGUUUAUACAAACUUUAAUUAUGUAAUGGUAAUGUAAAUUAUAUUUGUGCACAGUGAACAUAACUCUUAAUAGCUCUUUGGGUAGUAAAACUAAUUAUGCAAACAAACAUAGCUCUCACUCAUUUAUUUUUGUAAGGUUUGUAAAAUGUCAAUAAAACAUAUUGUGUGA